GGAGACCUAACCAAACAUUUCAAAUUUCAAUUUAAUUUAAAAAAAAAGAACAUAGAAGCAAGCAAGCAAUGCAAGUAUUUCAUUAUUCUAGAAGGUUGUGAGAGCUCGAAAACUAGGAACAAUGGGAAAAAUUGUACGCCCCAAACAAAAGCUCAGGGCAAAAACGGGAAAAACGACAGGCCUAGAUAUCAAGACAGAAACUAAACUAAAUGCCAAAAGUUCUGUUAUUAUGGCCAAGAAGGAGAAAAUAAAAAUGCGCAGGCAGAAGCUCCUGAACAAAAUCGACAAGGUACAACAAAUGAAAAAGGCCCUUAAACUGAAGGAGAAACGAAAAAGCACCGCUAUUAUGGGCGACACCAAUCCUCUACAUGACGCAUUGCCCUCGUUGGAAGCCUUGCUCAAAACCAGACCCAGUGCUAAUAAGCGCAGUGCUGACAUUGCAAAGAAAAAGGGCAUUGAGAAACAAAGGAAAAGAAAAAGGGAAAUAAUACAAGGAAUUCAAAUAUACAAGUUGGUUUUGGGUAAUAAAAAGUUCCUGCAAGACCCUUGGGAAGCUAUUACGCACCAUGUACAAGCGAUGGUGGAUCAUGAAAGACAAAAUAUAAAAUAAAAUACUAUUA
This is a messenger RNA of Ceutorhynchus assimilis (cabbage seed weevil), 620 nucleotides long. The record is from the annotation of a GenBank genome assembly. NCBI's taxonomy places the organism in Eukaryota, Metazoa, Arthropoda, Insecta, Coleoptera, Curculionidae.